Molecule: messenger RNA, 3168 nt
Organism: Trichoderma aggressivum f. europaeum
Lineage: Eukaryota; Fungi; Ascomycota; Sordariomycetes; Hypocreales; Hypocreaceae
Exons: 4
Coding region: 1-3168 (1055 amino acids)
Biological process (GO): regulation of transcription by RNA polymerase II
Cellular component (GO): mediator complex
Molecular function (GO): transcription coregulator activity
Source: RefSeq, a predicted model, not a curated record
AUGGAGAACCGCAUCUCCCCCACCGAGGCCCUCCGCGGCUCCAUCCAAUACUGGAACGCCUUCAUCUCCAAGUGCUUGACCAAGCGCCUCGACGCCGGCCCCUUUGAGGACUACGUCAAGCUGGUCUUUGCCAAGCACCAGCUCACCCCCGACAUCAUUGCCGACUUCUUUCUGCAGCCGCAAAAGUCCAAUUGCGUCAGCCCCGACCCGCGAAUCCCUCCAUACAUCUCCGUGCUUACCCAGCUACGAUACAUCGAUGCGGCGUCCAUCCUCCGCGCUCUCUAUAGAUAUUCGUCGCUGCAUUCUCUGACACCACCACAGCCGCCGGGGCCAGCAAAAGAGCAGGGACGAGAUCAAGAACAAGCACAAACGCGGCAAGAUGGCGAGACUGAGAAAAAUACCCUCUCGUCAUCUCAAACCCGCUGGAAGAGCUCGUCAUGGCUCGAAGAGGUCAUGUUCUACCAUGUGAUACGGCUUGUGGUGGAAGGCACUGCUCUCAAGGACUCCCGCACGGCAUUGGAGCUCAUGCACAUCAUCUCAAAAUGGAUGUCCCUGUUCUCCGCCGCGUCGAAUCCUCUGGGGGCAGACAUGCUCGCAGGCGGCUUGCAAGAUCCGCAGGUUCGCCACGAGAUGGAGGUCUCCCGGGCUGCCUUUGUCCCUCUGUUGCUUCGGCUCGUCGACAAUCCGGCUCUUGUUAAGGCCAUUAGCCACCCGGCCGUUAAAGAGCCCCGAAAGCAGUUCUCAGAGAGCCUCACGUCUUUUGUGCAAAUUUUCCAACCUGUCCCGCAGUUCGUUGAGAAGCUCGAAAUGUUUAGGACGGAGGUCCUUGCUCCAUUGGACCCGGUAGAUAAGAACAACCAAGCUGCCAAUGCUGCCAUGGACGACCUACUAGACUCUACUGUGGGCUUGGAUAGCCUGGUGAUCCCGGAUUUGCCCAUAUCUAAUACACGGGCGGGCCUAUACAUAUACCUUGGUGCUUCUCUCGUUGGGCGACCAUUGAUAGACGACCAUGCUUUAUUUUCGUACUUGAACAACAGGUAUCAGGGAAAUACUCAGCAAAGUGCAAUCGAUCUGAUACUGGCCUCUUUCGACUUGCUUGCAAACGCCGUUUUCAGAAAUGAAGGACCCAGGGACGCCCACCUGUUACGAUCCUUCUUGAUCAAUAAGGUGCCUCUGAUCCUCGCCCAGCUUUGCCCUCCCGGAUUUUCGACAUCCGCCGAGUUUUGUAUCACUGAGGCCCUCUCUCAAGUCGACACAAGCGUGUUUCCCACCGCAUCACUCAUGUUUGAUGAAUCGCGCAAUAACAACCCGUACACAGAGAGUGUCCGAGAAGAGUUUUGUUCGGCCUGUGCUCUCCACGGGCUCAUAGAGCGAGAACACGUGGAGCGGAUCCUAGGAGAAAGCUCAAUGUCAUAUGAGCCCUCCCAAGAAAAAUAUUCCAAAGAAAAGCUGGUUCAGAGCUGUCUGUCCGACCCGGACAAGAUACAAGCGCUGAUUCGUGACAUGGAUAAAAUGGAUGGCAAUGUAGGAGCGGUGUGCCAGGCGCUUGUCGAGUUAUUGCGGCAACUAUGCAACAGCAAAGAAACAAUGUCCCUGAAGAUCCUCUGCAGCCAAUUAGUUCAGAAGCCCCAGUCUCUAGACGUACUCCUCCUGUUCGAGAAAAUGCCAGUUGUUUUGGAGCCUAUAUGCCAGCUUUUAGACGGUUGGCGAUAUGACGAGGACCAAGGCGAGUAUCAGCCCGUCUACGAAGAAUUCGGCGCCAUUCUGCUCCUGGUGCUGGCGUUUGCCUACCGAUAUGGCUUGUCUCCAGCAGACAUUGGCAUCAUGUCACCGGACUCGAACGUUGCCAAAAUCAUCAGCCGAGCUCAUGUCAGCGUCCCUUGGGAUAAGAUAUCGGAGCAGGAUAAUGGACACCUCAGCGGAUGGAUUCACGGGCUUUUCGACAGCGAUGCGGGAGGUCUAGGUGAUGACUUGAUGUCUUCUUGUCCGCCUGCAGAGUUCUACCUCCUCAUUGCGACGCUCUUUGAAAACAUUGUCAUUGCAUAUAGCCAGGGCGCUCUAACCGAUGACGCCCUUAGGUCGGGCAUAGAAUACCUGGUUGACACGUUUCUACUUCCAUCGCUGAUCCCGGCGAUCCGAUUCUUGUCCGAGUACCUCUGGGUCGAACAGAGGGAGCAGAAAUCCAUUAUCAAAAUUCUGCAGCUCAUCCUGCUGCCCACCUCUAUUUCCGGCGAAGCCAGCACCAUGCUUGCUGCGGUAAAGGGAAUAGUUGCCAAACCCUUGGAGCAUUCACUGCGAGCAUACCAGCGACAAGAUCCCAAGAACCAGGACAUUGAGCCACUGCUGAGGGCUCUGAAGGACAGCUUGCCCCUUUCUCGGCGGACGGGGGCCGCUGAGCACCAGGAGCUGGAGAUGUGGGCAACCAGCUCCAGCAGCGGGCUAUCGGGGGCUACCAAACACCUGAUCCAGGCCCUCGUCCAGUGGUGUAUACAUCCAGAAAUGACGGCCAUGCCAACCUCGUAUACGCACCGGCAAAUUAUUGCCACGCUCAAGAUUGUGGGCGCACGCAGGCUUCUACAGGUCAUGCUGGAGGAAAUUCGCCAGCAAAUGCUGACGGGCAGUGGGAGUGUCGUUUACGAUGUGGUCACGGCACUGGUUUGCGCCCCAAACGUAAGCAAUGAGCUCCCACCGAUCAGUGGAUUAUUGGAUGAAUCAGGCAACAUGCCGCCACAGCUGCAGCGACGUCUCACUCUGCGGGAAGUCCUGAAGAUGGAGGCCGAGGACUAUCGGAAAUUGCACAAGAAGGAUGCCGAGCUGGCAGAAAUCAUGGUUCGCCUUUACCGGAGGGUGGAGGCGCAGAUGGUGCUGCCGCCGCCGCCGAUGCUGCAGGCGGCCGAUAUGCAGCUGGACCUGGCUGGUGACGCGGCGAGCUUGGUGGGAGACUCCAUGGCGGCGGCUGCGGGGGUUCAGGGCGAUGGCACGCUCGCAAUGGAUGGCGUGGGCGGCCUGGAUAUGGGCAUGGGCGGUGUUUCGUCUGAUUUGGGCUUGGGGACGUCUGGUAACAGUGGCGGGCUGGAUGCGUCGGCAGAGGCGGAUUUGUUUGGCAGCCUCGACACCGACAUGGACGUGUUUGAUGGAUGGGGCGGCAUGGAUCUCGGAGGGCCGUGA